Messenger RNA from Ruditapes philippinarum (Manila clam), 2482 nucleotides. Its product is annotated as monocarboxylate transporter 12-B-like. The transcript is spliced from 6 exons. Lineage: Eukaryota; Metazoa; Mollusca; Bivalvia; Venerida; Veneridae. Gene Ontology annotation, biological process: monocarboxylic acid transport; transmembrane transport. Bases 360 to 1991 code for a protein of 543 amino acids. Gene Ontology annotation, molecular function: monocarboxylic acid transmembrane transporter activity. The record is from RefSeq and is a predicted model, not a curated record.
UAAAAUAUAUACUACGUUUUAGACCUGAAAAACAGUAGUAUGAAAUGCGUAAAGAAAUCGAUUAAAUUAUUAAACAAAUAUACAAAUUUAGAUAUUAUGUUAAAAUACAAGAAUAACUCAAUCGCACGUUCAACUGUAAAGUUUAAGCAUUCAAUUCAAGGGCAUUACCCGUUUGAUAACAUUCAAUAUAUAGGACAUUUUGGACAAAAACUGGAUGAAACCACACUGUCGGAGUUUGACUCAUGAUUACAAACUUUUCAGAAAUAUUUUCUGUUCAUUCAUCGACAAAUUUAAGACAACUAAUAUAAUAUAAUUUGAAUGGUUCAUACAAGGUAAAUUCUUAAAUUGACUUACCAGUGAUGACAUAUACACAAAAACGGGACGGCGGGUACGGUUGGGUCAUCUGUUUUUCUUUCUUUAUCGCGGAAGUUUUAGUGGAUGGUAUACGGUUUUCAUAUGGACUUUAUUACGUGGAGUUUCUUGCAGAAUUUAAGGAAAGCAAAGCCGAAACAGCGUGGAUAGGAGGAACAUUGGUAGGAGUCUACAACCUGUGUGGACCAGUGUUUGCUUUUAUUGUAAAUAAACUUGGUUACAGAAAAGCGUCAUUUAUUGGUACACUUAUAGGAAGUGUAGGACUUAUUGCCAGUAGCUUUACAACAGAACUGUACCAACUUUACUUCAGCUAUGGAGCAUUGCAAGGGUUUGGAUAUGGCUUGGUGUUUUUAUCCGGGACUGUCGCUGUCAGUCGUUACUUUUUGAAGAAAAGAGCACGUUCAAUUGCGAUUUCGUAUUGCGGUGGUGGAGUGGGAUUAUUUGCUAUUCCGCCAUUAACACGAUUUUUAAUGGAGACUUAUUCAUGGCGGGGAAGUUUAUUUAUUUUAGCGGGUCUGAUGCUAAAUUGCUGUGUAUUGACAGCAUUGUACAGGCCAUUUCAUUUAACCGAGGAAAUCGAAAUAGAUGUACUUGAUGGAGAUGAUCUUGAAAAAACGUCAGUUAAUGGUGGUCCGUUUAAAUCAACUAACGGAAGUAUUCACUCAGAAAUUCAAGCCAAUCCGUUACUGAGCAACGGUGAUAGGUCAGCCGAUAAUAAAACCGUCAGAAGGCAGAAACUGUUAGGUCCAUCGUUGCCAAGAAGUUUUGCUGAAAUGAGAAUGGAGCAAAUGAAGAAUUUAAAGGAUAACAGUGACGCUGUUUCACAACGAAGUAUCACAAAGGCUAUGUUAAGCCAAAGUAUCUUCGGAAGCCAUGCUUCUUUUGACUACAUAAUAGACAAACGUCAUAAACGUUCUCAAAUGAAUAUACCGCAACACGAUACAGAUGACACUGACACGGACUACGAUGACGACCAGCGAAAACAUUUUAGCAUUUCAUUUAUAGAGCUAAUGUUUCCAAAACAACUUGUUACGAAUACGAAUUUUAUAAUCAUGAUGACCGCCACGUUUUUAGUUGGUGUUCCAUCGUUUAUUCCAUAUAGUAUGUUACCGGACUAUGCUAUAUCUGCAGGUACAGCGGAAUCGGACGUGGCAUGGCUUUUAUCUGCUAUGGGAAUUGGAGGGACAUUGGGUCGUAUAGGUGCUGGGGUACUCUCCGAUAUGACAUGUGUUCACAAGCUAACACUGAACAGUAUCUGUUAUAUAAUGACAGGGGCUUCCCUCUUAGUGGCCGCGGUUUUCCCAAGUUUUGAAGUUCUCAUGCCUUGUUCUGUGAUAUUUGGAAUCUUCUUUGGUGCUACUUAUGUUGUACAGCCGGCAGUGCUCUUGGAGUAUAUAGGUGAAGAAUAUAUCAGUGAGUUUAUGGGUAUAGUAAUGUGUGUAUAUGGUGUAUCAAAUUUUAUUGGCAAUCCUUUAGCAGGAUGGAUAUUUGACGUUACCGGAAGUUACAGAACUACAUUUUUGGUCGCAGGUAUAAUGAAUGCGCUUGGUGGUGUUGUGAACUUUCUGGUGCUGUGUACAAAAUCUAGUCGAAGACACGCAACUGAAGAAAAUAUAUGAUGUGUUGGAAAGUUAGCUAAUUUGGGCUAUGUUUACUCAUAACAAUAUUUGUUUGUUUCCCGGUUAAUAUCAGUCCAAAAUAUGAAAACUGAAGCAAUGAUGUGAGUCAAUUUCCGGUAAAUCAAUUGGCGCAUGCGCAAAAUCGUUGCAAAAACUAAAAAUAGGAUUCAAGCAUUUUACUAGGGAGAGUUUUUGUUUUCUAUAUGCGUUAAUAACAGGAAAAAAAACUCUCUCAUAACAUGACAAUUUAAUCAGUUGUGUUUCAGAACAAUUUGACCAAUAUGUGUUCGUGUCAUAUUAUCCCCUAGAAAAACAAACAGUUGUAUUUUCAUAUUUAUUUAUAUUUCGCCAGCAUUGGGUUUACAUCCUUUUUAGCUGAUUGUAAGCUCAAAACAUUUAUUGAAUUCGCAUAUUGACGAUGACAUAGUAUCAUAUUGUUUAUUCAUUUUUGUUGAUUUCUGUAUGAAGUUGUUUACAUAAUUAUAUUUUAU